AUGGCAACGAAAAAGGCGUGCGUGGAUGCGCCCAAGAGGAGCCGGAGUCCGGUCGUGUUGGAGGCGGAGAUGUUCAGUGAAUUUCAGGACUGGUGUCUCCGGACUUAUGGGGACUCCGGUAAAACAAAGACCGUCACCCGGCGAAAAUACAACAAAAUCAUGCAGACACUGUUGCAGAGCGACGAGUCGGACGGCGUGUACGUCGACAACAGCCACAUCAACGCCAAAUUCAAAUUUUGGGUGAAGUCGAAAGGAUUUCAGGUCGGGACCAACGUCCUGGGAGAGCACAACAAGAAAGGGGCUCCAGGGAAACCCGUCCUAUAUGUGCCGGUCAAGUCAACGUGUUCGGACGGUAAUUCAGCCCAAGACAACUCCUCCCUGAAGCGUGUGGCUGUGGUUGAAGACUUCUUUGACAUCAUCUAUGCCAUGCAUGUGGAGAUGGGUGCUGACCCUGGCAGAGCACCCAAACACGCGGGCCAGAAGAAAACCUACAAAGCGAUCGCAGAGACCUACGCCUUCCUGCCCAGAGAGGCGGUGACUCGGUUCCUAAUGAGCUGUGGAGAGUGUCAGAAGAGGAUGCACAUCAACCCCAGCACUGCAGAGUUCAAAGAAAAUGACAGACCAGCCUCACUGGUCCCGGACCUCAUUGAUUACAACAUGCCUCUUACUGCCACCUACCUGAAACAAAUGAAACUGCAGUGCAUGACUGCCACUGAAAGGGAUGACAGUUCGGUGAGCAGCGAGGACAUGAACGGCACUGAGUCUGCAUGGGUCGCAGCGGAGCAGCCCCCAGUGCCUGAGCCCAGUCCCCCCAACGGAGAGCGAGUCAGCAACCCAGCAGCCACCAUUAAAGAGGAGGAUGAUGACGACUCCUCGGAGAGCGGCAGUGCCAACGGGCUGCCGGCCCUGACCUCCCCGGAGGUGCUGGCUGCGGGUGGGAACCCCCCAGAUGGUGGGGCCCCUUAUGGGGAGGUGACGGAGAACGGUCUGAGCGCUCCCCUUGACUUCAGCACCACCUCGUCCUCUUCCUCCUCAGAGGAUCAGCAGCCGGUCAAUCUGAGCGACAGCCUGCUGCCUGUGGGGUGCUCGCCGACAAACCCCUACUCCGCAGACCCCAACAGGAAGUACCCCGUCAAAACAGAGUACACCAACAAGUCUCCUCCGUACAGCUCAGGAAGCUAUGACUCCGUGAAGACUGAACUGAGCAUGAGUGCUGAGGACUUGACCUCUGGCCGGGCACAGAUAAUCGAUGAUGACGACGAUGAUCAUGACGACCACGAUGACAGCGACAAGAUUAAUGAUGCUGAGGGUAUGGACCCUGAGAGACUUAAAGCUUUCAAUAUGUUUGUGCGUCUGUUUGUGGACGAGAACUUGGAUCGGAUGGUUCCCAUCUCCAAACAGCCCAAGGAGAAGAUCCAGGCCAUCAUCGAGUCCUGCAGCCGACAGUUCCCAGAGUUCCAGGAGCGCUCCCGCAAGCGCAUCCGCACCUACCUCAAAUCCUGUCGCCGAAUGAAAAAAGGCGGUUUUGAGAUCCGACCAACACCUCCUCACCUCACCUCUGCCAUGGCUGAGAACAUCCUCGCCGCUGCCUGUGAGAGCGAAACCCGAAAUGCUGCCAAGAGGAUGCGGCUCGAUGUCUACCAGGCGACGGAUGAGCCAGCCUCCGGUGACAAGUCCAACUCGAGGGACUCGGCCCCUGUGGCCCCGACAGCGUUUUCCAUUUCCAGCGCAGCUUUCGCCCAGGACCAGCUCUACACCAACGGAGGCCUCAACUACAACCUGCGAGGAUACGGGACGGUCGGCAGCAACCAGCAGAACUCUGGAGCUGCACAGACCAAUGGUCCCACAGAUCUGAGUAUGAAGUCCGUCGGCCCAAACUCCUCCUCCAGCUCCAACAGUCAUGGUCAGGGUGGUGGCGGAGGCGGAGCUUCGGCCCAGCUCAGCCCUCCGGAGGUCACGGCGGUGAGGCAGCUCAUCGCCGGCUACCGGGAGUCCGCAGCCUUCCUCCUCCGCUCAGCAGACGAGCUGGAAAACCUGAUCCUGCAGCAGAACUGAGUAUGAGCCAAACCGUGCCAAGACCCUCCCCUCGCCUGUCCAUCUCCGCCGCUCUGAGUCUCACAUGUUUGGGCAGACUUUCAUAUACAAAGACACAAAUGUAGACGAGUGAUGCUGCAGCACACGGUGGGUCCUGUAGGUAUGGCACCUUUACUUUUCUCCCACACGUCUCUGUAUUCGGACAGGCCAGAACAUAUCACAGGCUGAAAAAUGUUUAUUUAUGCAUUUGGUUCACUUUGACCUUAGUGCCCUCUUAUCUGUAGCCAUCCAUCCCAUUCAGUUCCUUUUACCACCUCAACCUCCAUUUGUCUCAGGAAGCGAUGAUCUAUGUGAAAAAAUAAAAAAUCUGCAUUGGUACACAGUGAGUACCAGAGGUGUUAAACUAGCUGUGACCAUGACGCCACAUUGGCUCGUUUGUGUAGAUUUUUUUGAAAUGAAUAGUUAAAUAUCAGUGAGUUAGUGUCAGUACUUUGUCUCUAUUUUUACACGGAAGUAACAUAUGCUGUGCAGUGGCAUGAUUUGGUCGGGUCGAGUCUUUUCUUAACGAUAACAACACAAAUUCAUCUUUGUUUCAUGGAAAAAUUUGGAGCAUUGCUUAGUUGAAGUCCGUAGAUUAAUCGCUGCUAAAUCCACUGACCUGUGAACCUCAACAGCUUCUGUAUGACGUGCAAAAAAAAAAAAAACUUUAGAGAAAGGAAAAGAAACAACUGUAAGUUUUGACCGACAAAUCAGUCGAGUGGUUCGGUCAAAUCUUUACCUCGGUCCUGGAGUAGUUUCCAGAUUUUUUAAGCUUGUGGUCACUGAGAGGCAAACACUCAUUACCCGACGUGACUUGAUUUGCAGUGAUUUUAUGAUAAAUAUUUCUAUGGCAGACAAUUUCUCUGAGCUUAAAAGGUAGGAGGCUUUUGAGACGCCUUGGUAUGCAAAUUGAGGUCACAGACACCUGUCAGGGACAAAGAGGAGAAUGAAUAUAUUGUUUAGACUCUUGGUUUAUAACCAGUGCUUCGGGAAAAGUGGAAAAAGGUGCAAUAUUGAUGAUAAUCAGCAAUGGUGAGUUUACUGAAACGCUGAAAUGCUGAGGCGUUGUUAAGAGGGGGAGAACUUAACCACAGCCCCUGCCUGCUGUAACUGUCACGUUGUGGAAAAAAAAAAAGGAGAAAAAAAAAAAGAAGCGGUAUCCCAUGCAGCAUUGUAGCCACUUUCAAUGUUGUCGUUUGUCGUGAAACACCGAUCGUUUAUCGCUGACCUCGUUACUGAGGCACUUUCAUGUGUUGGGAUCAGUCCUCCGUAUAGUGAUGAAAAAGGAAACGGGACCUGGCAGAAAAAUAAGACUUGAUGUUGCACGUCUUUCUUUUUUUUUUUUACUUUCAAGUGAUUCGGGGUCGUUUUUUGUGUGAAGGAAAUCGUUAUGUGGGUGUUCUCAAGUUAAAAGUGCACAUAGAGCUCACACCGUUACUGACAGUCAGAUGAAGGCAGUGGUAAAACCCGCCAUAACGACCAUAUGGCUUUACUGGGUGCAGUGAGAGAGAGUGAGAGAGUGUGUGUGUUUGUGUGUGUGGGGGGGGGGGGGGCUGCUCAGACAAAAGAAACUCCUCUGUCCGUCCGUCUGAAUCAUCCCCUCUGACCUCAGCUGUUUCAAACCCAACUCUUCAGUUCUCAUCGAUACUGAAAACAUACUGUUUCAAAAAAAAGAAAAGAAGCAAGAGACAAUCUUUGAAAAAGAUGUAAUCGCAUCACAGUUUACUCUCCCAGCUUUCUGCUAUAGUGUGUGUAUGUGUGCGUGCGUGCGUGUGUGUGUGUGUGUGUGUGUGUGUGGUCUGAGGGCACACAAAGAGUACUCAGAGCAGAUCUAGAGCACAGUCUCACAACAGACACUUUUAAUGGUGAGUCACUCGGCACAAAAACACUUGUGUAAGUGUGUGUGUGUGUGUGUUGUGUGUGUGUGUGUAUGUGUGUGUGUGUGUUGUGUGUGUGUUUUUCCUCAUUUUCAAUCCUUUCUUUUUGCGUUGAUGUAAGCGUUGUUGUUGUCAGGGUGUCAAUCUUCUGUUUGUGUAUAAGUGGAGUGACACAGUUUGUACAACAUCUAUCUGUGACGAUUUAAUUCAGUCGGCCGAAACAUUCCAUCUCAAAGACAAUGACUCUUCAAGCAGCCACACGUGGCUCACAACUUAUUGAUUUGUCAAAGUUUAGAGAGAUAUUUUUCUGUAUUUAUCACAAAUCUAUCGUAUUUAUCACGAGUCGGUUUAUUUCAGCAUCAUGCAUCAGACUGGUCUUACAUCAGAGCUGGAUUCACACACGUUUUUACUCUCACUUCACGAUUGGGCUACAUCACAUUUACGUUGAAAUUCUAUUAUCUAUUGCAAGUUUGGAAGCACUUUAUAGCUCAGGAUUAAGGAAACAUAACUUAGUGAUGUGAGUGUGUCUUUGCCUCGUUUGGAAAAUCAUCUUCAGAUCAAAGAAGAGGAUUUUACAGAGGCGGUUUUCAUUCCGCUUCGUUGAUGGAUUAAAACAAACUGCUCGGUUUGAAGUCAUCGGUUUGCGUGGUGAGGGAUGUUUCAUAAAGGAGGCUCACCGGAGAAUCAGGGUUCGUCUGGAAUCUGGAACCAGGAUUGAAUCUGUUUCAUGAAGCUGGUUGGAGCAAACGCAAAAGGUCUAAACACAGAUCUUAGCCGUCAAGAAACGAGAAGGUCACUCAGAAGACGGCCGUCACGAAGUCAUGAUUUAAAAUCUAGAUCUGGAUUUAUUUAUUGCAUCUGCACCAAACUAAAAUAAAUAUUAGUCCCUUAAACAAAUUAUUCUCUGACUCAGUGUUAAAGAUCUGGGUUCUUCCCUGAGCCACAUCACGUCCUUGCAAUUAGAGAGUCUGUAUUUCUAAUUGCAGGUUUAAUUUUAUUGAGUAAAAAAAGUUUCUUCCUCUGAGACGAGAGUUAUUCAUCAACUUUACUUUAGUUGCAGGAUGUGAGCUCAGGUUUUAAACUAUGCAUUCAAGUGCAUCCCAUGCUGAAGACUUGAUGUGUCCAGAACAUCAUAGAGAACCCUUGUUUCAGUCCUGUAAACACAGAGAACCUGAAGCUCCUGGUCAGACUGAUUUAAAACCUCCUUUAUGAAGCAGAAUAUCACCGAAUCAGAUUUUUACGAAACACCCCCCCUCCGGACUCAAACGGACGUAAUUAUAGAUGUUCGUGGGACCCGAGUCCUCACACGUCACGUCUUCCUCGUCUCCUCCAACCUGCUCGUUCGUGACCGUAGCCGCCGCAGACCCGCUUCACUUCACUUUUCAGUGAUGCCACUGAAUCUCGUCCCAUUCGUUCACAAACUGAAAUUUGCUUGCAGAUUCGUAUUCCGUCUUAAAAGUCAACGCUGAGCAACAUUUUAGCUGUUUGGUGGAGUUACUGUGAUCAACAACAAACGCUCGUUGUCACGUUGUUGUUGUCGUUGUUUUUUCGUUUCUUCUUCUUCUUCUUCUAAUAAAUGCCCAAUGGAUUUUCUCUUUGUAUUGACUGGACAAUGUAAUCUAUUGGUGUUGAUUAAAAUGCCCUGGUAGCUUGUGGAUUGCUAAAGUGGUCAGAUAAAUGUACUGUAUAGCUGUACAAAGAGUGAUAACAGAUGUUUUAAACCUUUCUUUUCUCUGUGGGUACAGCACUGUUUAAAAAAUAUCAAAGUGGUUUUAGCCCUUGCCUGUUUUAACUUUUAAUUUGGUGGUGGUCUGUAUUUCUUCUAUUGUUAUUUAUAUCAUUUGAAUUGUUGCCCUUCGUGCACUGAUGAGAGACUGUAGCUCUGUGCAGGGGGUCGUACUGUAAACCUGUGUGAAGCUUUGUAUUUUCCCCUCUGGUUUUGGACUCAGUGAAAGUGUGAUGUUUACAUGUACAGUUUUUAAAAAUACUUUUCUUUUUUGCGUCUUAUUCAGGCUGUCUCCCCCUCCCUCCCCCUCCCUCCCUUCACCUAUUCCCCUAAUCUGUGUACAUUUGCCCAGAUAUUUUCCUUUUUUCUGUUGUUUCAUUGCAUCAAGUGCAGACGUGACCUCUUUGAGGACUUGGUCACACGGUCUGUGUGCCGUGACGUGGUCGGCUCGCUGUUGUGGUGGCUUCCAGCAUUUUAAUCUUAAGUAAAGAAAAAAAAACAAAGGGAACGUCACAACUUCUCAAAGUGGACCAGAAAUGAUUUAUUAAGGAUCAAGAGGACUUAAAUCAGCUGUUUUAAAAUACUAUCGUGGCCUAGGCGGAGAGCGGUGGGUGUAGGUUCAUUUAUUAUUCUACAUUAAGUGCUCGUAAUCUUUUAAUAUCCUGGCCGAGUUGUCGGGGAAACUCCUUGUCCUUAACCUGAUACCCUGAUAGGUACACUUUGACCUGUUGUAAGAUCUCCUUGAUAACAUGAAAGCCAUUCCCCUCUUCUGGCCUUUUAAGGGGAACCCAUAAACCUCAGGAAAUACUGAAUCUCCAAGUUUAGUUUUUAUCCUCUGAUUUCUUCUGAAAUGAGAUUUAAGUCUCUCACGAAAACCAUUAACAUUUAUAUGAGAUGUCUAUUGUUUUGUACAUUUAUCAUUGUGAUUUAAAAGUGGAGCUUUUUCCAGUACCUGUGACUUAAUAUUUUGAUUUUUGAUUUUUCUUUUGGAGUGUUUAUAGGUAUGAAUAUUUAUUAUUAUAUGUGAAACUACAAAAAGACAAAAGAAAAGGUUGAACCUGUUUCAUUUGUAUGUUUCAUGCAAACCUGUCGAGGUGAGACUCUCUGCCUCUUACAUAUCACUAAUGAGGGACUCGUGUUUGUUUGGAAAUGACGCUUUUUUCAGUGUUGCAUCGACGCUAUGACAAAAAAAUACACCAGUGGUUUACCAACAGCAGAGUUUCAAGGCUCUCCUCUUCUCCUGAGAUGUCAGUCAAUGAAUAAAAUAGUGCGAUGAGCUA
Molecule: messenger RNA, 6956 nt
Organism: Paralichthys olivaceus (Japanese flounder)
Lineage: Eukaryota; Metazoa; Chordata; Actinopteri; Pleuronectiformes; Paralichthyidae
Gene: nol4la
Product: nucleolar protein 4-like a
Source: RefSeq, a predicted model, not a curated record